CGCCCCUCCCCGCCCGGGCCCGGCUCGGGCUCCAGCAGCUGCGGGAGCAGUUCCGGGGGUGGGCUCGCGGGUGCGGCGGCGGUGGCAGCACGGCUAUGGCCGCGCGGUCGGACCUUGAGCUGCGGCGGGAGCUGCAGGCCCUGGGCUUCGAGCCUGGGCCCAUCACCGACACCACCCGAGACGUCUACCUCAACAAACUGCAGCGGCUGCGAGGCGAGGCCCGGCAGCGCGCGAGGCCCGGAACGGGGCUGCUGCGGCCUGAGACGGCGCGCCCGGGCCUGGGCCUGGGGCCAGGGACUCGACUGGGAGUCGGGGCCGCUUCUGCCUCUUCCUCCUCACCCUGGGCCGGGAGCCGCCCAAGCAUCCACCACUUAACCUCCGGGACCCGCAGCACUUCCUCUUGGCGCCCGAUCCGGGAACGGGACAGCUCCGAGGAGGACGAGCCGCCUGCCCCGAGCCCCAGUCCUUGCCGCUGGUGGGCCCGGGCCCCGGCCCCGGCCCCGGCUUCGGUCUCGGCGCGCAGCCCAGCUGCGUACGGGGGCCCCCGACCUCGGUCCCGGUCCCGGCCCGAGGUGGGGCGGCGGCUGGAGCGCUGGCUUUCGCGCCUUCUGUGCUGGGCUAGCCUGGCGCUUUUGCUCGUCUUCCUGGGCAUCCUGUGGGUGAAGAUGGGGGGGCCUGCCCGAGCACAGGAGGCGGAGGAGAACAUGAAGUUGUUGCCGGUGGAUUGUGAGAGAAAAACAGAUGCGUUCUGCCAGGUUGAACAAAAAAAAGUUUUGCUGGAGGUACUACAUGAAUUAUAUAACUUCUUGGCCAUACAAGCGGGUAAUUUUGAAUGUGGAAAUCCAGAGAAUCUAAAAAGUAAAUGCAUUCCUGUUAUUGAAGCACAGGAAUACAUUGCAAAUGUAACCGGCAGUUCACCAGCAAGGUUUGAAGCUGCAUUGACCUGGAUACUGAACAGUAACAAGGAUGUAGGAAUCUGGUUGAAAGGGGAUGACCUUUCUGAGUCAGUGACAAAUGUGGACAAGGUGGUUUGCCUGGAAUCUGCCCAUCCCCGGAUGGGCUUGGGCUGCCGGCUCAGUCGGGCUCUGCUGACAGCCAUUACCACUGUACUCCUUUUUUUCUGGGGUCUGGCUUUUUUAUGGGGUCUUCUAAUUCUUCUGAAAUAUCGGUGGCGGAAAUUAGAGGAAGAAGAACAAGCCAUGUAUGAGAUGGUGAAGAAAAUUAUAGCUGUGGUUCAGGAUCAUUAUGUUGAUUGGGAGCAGGACAUGGAACGCUAUCCAUAUGUAGGCAUCCUUCACGUGCGGGACACACUAAUUCCACCUCAGAGCCGGAGGCGCAUGAAGCGGGUCUGGGACAGAGCAGUGGAAUUUCUGGCAUCCAACGAAUCCCGGAUUCAGACAGAGUCACACAGGGUGGCUGGAGAAGACAUGCUGGUGUGGAGAUGGACUAAGCCCUCUUAUUUUUCUGACUCUGAACGCUAACCUCCCCAGAGGCAGGGUCAGACAUUCUUGUUUCAGCCUGUCCUUGGGGACAGUUUCCACCUUAGGACUAACAGAGAGGGGUUCACAGAUCUUCUGGUGCUGAAUUCAUACUCAUGCCUUGACCUCCCGAUUUCUUCUCUUACCCAUGCAUUGCUCCCAUUUCUGAAGGUCACGCCAAGAAAUUUUUGAAAAGUUUAGCUUGUGAGAACUAUCUAGAUUUGCCUUGAGGAUUGGGGAGGAAAUAAGUUGGGUCAUAAAGUUCAUCCUUGGUGUUUUUUUUUUUUUCCAGCAAGUACACCCCUCCUCCCUUUCCUGUUCAGAAUCCCUCUUCUAAUAGGAAGUACAAAGGGCUUUGUUUCUCACAAAAAAGGUGGAGGCCCCAUAGCCAUAUAUGCUGCUUGAGAUUCAGUGAAAUGCAAUCAGUACCUUCUCCCAGCAGCAUGGCCAGCACCUGCUGUGGCUGAUUUGGUGGUGCAAUCUUGAAGAAAUGUUUCCUGGGGUUGGGUCAUAUAGUGGCAGCUAAUGAGGGUUACAUUGAGGCCUUAGGAACUGAAGAUAGCUGCACAGGUAUGUGGACAUGAAAAGAAAAAAAGAGUCUGCUUCGGGAAGAAAAGAGUUCAGGAAAACUGAAGUGCACAUGGGAAGACCUAUUGUAGUGAUGAAUAGCCUGCCCUACCUAGAUCAGGGCAUCUGUGAGUUUGGUGGGUCCCUGGGACAUGGUCUGUGGUUUAUCUGUGAGUGUGGGGUGCCAGUCAUUGCCCCCUGAUUCUGCAACAGAUCUAUAGGUAAUUAAUGGGGAAGCAAAUGCUUAGGUAGUGGAACUCAACAGAUUUUUAAUUUUUGUACUGUUUUCAUCACAAAGUCAGCCUUUUUAAGGUGGUGGUGUUUAACCCGUGGUAGUUCUUACUAGAAAUAGUCAUUUUUGGUUGGACUGACAAUUUCACCAGCAUCAUCUCUGUACUGUAACGGGAAUCCUCAUUCUGAGGAAUGACUGAGGCCAUACCUGGGGUGUUUCCUGUGUUGUUAAACCACGAUAAUCAGUCCCCAAGGCUAUGUCUCAUAGAGUGACUUCUUCCACACACGUUGCACAUCCUAUCCACAACCUACAAUAUCUUCCAAUGAGGCUUCAGCACUUCCUCCCCCUGCUGGCCAAAUAAUAGAGUUGCAGGGCUUUCACCUCAUAAUUCUGAAACUGCAGAACUUCAUUACCUACCUCCUGCUGGCUCAUCAACUCAAAUCAGAACAGAGAAGAACGUCUCCAGAAACAGACUGUGGGAGGUCUUAUUAGUCAAGUAGGAAAGAUCCCACGCUAACUUGAAUCUUAUCUCCAUAUGUUUUCAUCUGUGGCAGGAGUGGGGUAUCUGAACAAAAGCAAACUCAACAACUAUCUCAGAAAGAUACUAACCAUCUCUUUCUGAUGUUUUUUUAAUAAAUUCCAGUAUCCCAUAUUUUAGCAAUACUAUUUCCUCUGAUGUUUGUAUGAUCCAUGGUGCCUGUAAUCUUAAACUCCAGCUCAAUUGUCUAGAAAUACCUUUAUAAUCAGGCUUCAAAUGAACUUCAUUAUUGGUGGCUAAAUUGCUAGAAGAAUAGCACUAUUUAUUAAAAACUAAUUUGUUUCUUUAA
Molecule: messenger RNA, 3104 nt
Organism: Antechinus flavipes (yellow-footed antechinus)
Lineage: Eukaryota; Metazoa; Chordata; Mammalia; Dasyuromorphia; Dasyuridae
Gene: LEMD2
Product: LEM domain nuclear envelope protein 2
Exons: 9
Coding region: 96-1481 (461 amino acids)
Biological process (GO): nuclear envelope organization; negative regulation of BMP signaling pathway
Cellular component (GO): nuclear inner membrane
Molecular function (GO): chromatin DNA binding
Source: RefSeq, a predicted model, not a curated record